Molecule: messenger RNA, 1867 nt
Organism: Lipotes vexillifer (Yangtze River dolphin)
Lineage: Eukaryota; Metazoa; Chordata; Mammalia; Artiodactyla; Lipotidae
Gene: MSTO1
Product: misato mitochondrial distribution and morphology regulator 1
Exons: 14
Coding region: 6-1718 (570 amino acids)
Biological process (GO): mitochondrion organization
Cellular component (GO): cytoplasm; mitochondrion
Source: RefSeq, a predicted model, not a curated record
GCAGCAUGGCGGGGGGUGCCCGGGAGGUGCUCACUUUGCAGUUGGGACAUUUUGCGGGUUUCGUGGGAGCGCACUGGUGGAACCAGCAGGAUGCUGCGCUGUGCAGGCCGACCGAUGCCAAAGAACCGCCGGGAGAGCUGUGCCCCGACGUCCUGUACCGGACCGGCCGGACGUUACACGGCCAAGAGACUUACACGCCGAGACUCAUACUCAUGGAUCUGAAGGGUAGUCUGAGCUCCCUAAAACAAGAAGGUGGACUCUACAGGGACAAACAGCUAGAUGCUGCAAUAGCAUGGCAAGGGAAGCUCACCACACACAAAGAGGAAAUCUAUCCCAAGAACCCUUAUCUCCAGGACCUCCUGAGUGCAGAGGGAGUGCUGAAUAGUGAUGGUAUCUGGAGGGUCAAAUCCAUUCCCAAUGGCAAAGGUCCCCCACCAUUCACCACCGCUACAACUCCAAAACCAGUUAUCCCCACAGAGGGCAGCAUCAGAGUCUGGUCAGACUUUCUCAGAGUCCAUCUCCAUCCCCGGAGCAUCUGUAUGAUUCAGAAGUACAACCAUGAUGGGGAAGCAGGUCGCCUGGAGGCUUUUGGCCAAGGUGAGAGUAUCCUGAAGGAACCCAAGUACCUGGAAGAGCUGGAGGACAGGCUGCACUUCUACGUGGAGGAGUGCGACUACCUGCAGGGCUUCCAGAUCCUAUGUGACCUGCACAAUGGCUUCUCUGGGGUAGGCGCCAAGGCCGCAGAGUUGCUACAUGACGAGUAUUCAGGGCGGGGAAUAAUAACCUGGGGCCUACUCCCUGGUCCGUACCGCCUCGGGGAGCCCCAGAAAAACAUCUACCGUCUGUUAAACACAGCUUUCGGUCUGGUGCACCUGUCUGCUCACAGCUCUCUGGUCUGCCCAUUAUCCUUGGGUGGGAGCCUGGGGCUGCAACCUGAGCCACCUGUCAACUUCCCUCACCUGCAAUAUGAUGCCACUCUGCCCUUCCACUGUGGCGCCAUCCUGGCUACAGCCCUGGACACAGUCACUGUUCCUUAUCGCCUAUGCUCCUCACCAGUUUCCAUGGUUCAUCUGGCUGAUAUGCUGAACUUCUCUGGGAAAAAGGUGGUCACAGCAGGAGCAACCAUCCCCUUCCCCUUAGUUCCAAGCCAGUCCCUCCCUGAUACGCUGAUGCAGCUUGGAGAGGCCACCCCAUGGACCCCACUGUCUGCAUGUGGGGACCCUUCUGGAACGUGCUGCUUUGCCCAGUCUGUGGUGCUGAGGGGUCUAGACAGAGCAUGCCACACCAGUCAGCUCACCCCAGGGACACCCCUGCCCUCCUCCCUCCACGCGUGCACCACCGGGGAAGAAGUCUUGGCCCAGUACUUGCAGCAGCAGCAGCCUCGAGUCAGGAGCUCUUCUCAUCUGCUGCUGACUCCCUGUAAGGUGGUUCCUCCUUACCCCUACCUCUUCUCCUCAAGCCUCGGCCAGCAGGGUUUGGUUCUGGAUGGUCCCCCAACAGGGGCAGUGGAGAGCAUCCCAGUGCUCGGGGCCCUCUGCUCCUCUUCAUCCUUGAACCGGACCCUGGGAGAUUUGGCCAAAGAUCUCGCCAAACUUGACCUGCGGCGCUGGGCCAGCUUCAUGGACGCUGGAGUGGAACAGGAUGACCUAGAGGAGACACUGCAGGAGCUACGCAGCCUGGCCCAGUGCUACCAGAGUGGCGACAGCCUCAUGGACUAAAGCUCCAAGAAAAGGAAAGAGCUAGUUUACAAUAAAAACUGCUGGAUGCAGGAGCUCAGUGUCUUGGGACUGGCUACACCAACAUACGCAUUUAUCACAUUUAGAAACACUGUGAUCAGAUCACACAACAAUAAAUAUGUACCACCAGA